Messenger RNA from Sphaeroforma arctica JP610, 199 nucleotides. RefSeq lists its product as hypothetical. The transcript has a single exon. The record is from RefSeq and is a predicted model, not a curated record. Lineage: Eukaryota; Ichthyosporea; Ichthyophonida. The annotation marks the transcript as partial.
AUGUCAGCACCAUACACGGGAUAUAGGCUCCCUCGAUUGGCCACAUCAGAUAACGCUUUGCAACGGAUUGGAUGGAUUAUGAAUCCAUGCGCCUGUUGUUGGGCCGUGCGCUGCGGUUACUCAACUAGGACAGGCCAUAGCGAGCACUCGGUGGGGUGGCCAAGGGAUGACUCUGGUGGUACUACGCGAGAGAAACAAG